AUGGCGGCAGGCAGCAGCUUCAUCACGCUGCCCGACGGCAUGCAGCUGGAGCUGCUGCACCUGCCGGCAGCGAGCGCUGCCGCCAGCCCCCGCCCACCGCUGCUCUUCAUUCACGGCUCCUUCCAUGGCGCGUGGUGCUGGCAGGAGCGCUGGAUGCCAUAUUUUGCGGCUGCGGGGUACGACUCCUAUGCAGUGAGCAUCCGGGGGCAGGGCGGCAGCGACAGGACGGGGGCCGACGGCAAGCAGCUCGCGGUCUCUGGCGAUCUGCAAUCCCUCACGGAUGACCUGGCGCACGUGGUGGCCGCGCUGCCCUCGCCCCCCAUCCUGGUGGCGCACUCAUUCGGGGCUUUGCUGGCAGAGAAGUACGCCACGGAGCUGGGCGGCGGCGGCAGCGGCUCGGCGCGACCGCCCCUCGCAGGCAUUGCGGUGGUGUGCGGAGUGCCACCAAGCGGCAACAAGACGAUCAUCCUGAGGGUGUGCAAGACAUCGCUGGUGCUUGCCUGGAGGAUCACCUGGGCGUUUGUGGGCAAGUCGUUUGCGCGUAGCCUGGAUGAGUGCCGCUUCGCGUUCUUUUCCGAGGACCUCCCCAGGGGGGACUUGAUCCGCUACCAGGCUCAGCUGGCGGCCUGCAGCCCUGUACGCCUUCUCGACCUGGCCUCGCUCAACAAGGUCCUGCCGUUGCCCCAGCUGCCGGCGGUGGCGCGGUCGGUGCCGGCAUUUGUAGCGGGCAGCCCGGACGAUAUAGUGGUGGACUGGCCCGCGGUGGAGGAGACGGCCAGCUGGUUUGGUGUGCAGCCUGUGAGGUGGGACUGCACGGCACACGACUGCAUGCUCGACACACGGUGGGAGGCGGCGGCAGCCUCGCUCUGCGCGUGGCUCGACACGGUGCAGACCAGGGCGUGA
Molecule: messenger RNA, 903 nt
Organism: Chlorella variabilis
Lineage: Eukaryota; Viridiplantae; Chlorophyta; Trebouxiophyceae; Chlorellales; Chlorellaceae
Exons: 3
Coding region: 1-903 (300 amino acids)
Source: RefSeq, a predicted model, not a curated record